This is a messenger RNA of Kwoniella mangroviensis CBS 8507, 585 nucleotides long. RefSeq lists its product as uncharacterized. The transcript has 5 exons. Gene Ontology annotation, cellular component: cytosol. Lineage: Eukaryota; Fungi; Basidiomycota; Tremellomycetes; Tremellales; Cryptococcaceae. Gene Ontology annotation, molecular function: thioredoxin peroxidase activity. The record is from RefSeq and is a predicted model, not a curated record. The coding region runs from base 1 to 585 and encodes 194 amino acids. Gene Ontology annotation, biological process: response to oxidative stress; cell redox homeostasis; cellular response to stress.
AUGUCUUUACCUCAAAUCCAAAAGCCUGCUCCUGACUUUGCCGGUACCGCCGUCAAGGAUGGUUCCUUCGAGGAGAUCAAACUUGCCGACUACAAGGGAAAAUGGACCGUACUUCUCUUCUACCCCAUGGAUUUCACCUUCGUCUGCCCAACAGAAAUCCUCGCUUUCAACAAGGCCCUCCCUGAAUUCGCCGCCAUCGGUGCUGAGGUGAUCGGUGUUUCCACCGACUCCGAAUUCACCCACUUGGCUUGGUCUCAAACUAACAGAAAGGAAGGUGGCCUCGGUCCUGAUCUCAAGUUGACCUUGCUCGCCGACCGAAACCACGCCGCCUCCAAGGCUUACGGUGUCCUCCUCCCUGAGGAAGGUAUCGCCCUCCGAGGUACCUUCUUCAUCGACCCCAAGGGUACCCUCCGAGCCAUGCACGUCCACGAUUUACCCGUCGGUCGAUCCGUCGAGGAAUCAAUCCGAUUGAUCAAGGCUUUCCAAUUCACCGAUGAACACGGUGAAGUCUGCCCUGCCGGUUGGGAGGAAGGUAAAGAUACCAUCGAUACUUCCAACAAACUCAAGUACUUUGAGAAACAGUAA